Girardinichthys multiradiatus is the source of this 5734-nucleotide messenger RNA. RefSeq names its product pyruvate carboxylase b (gene pcxb). The coding region runs from base 435 to 3977 and encodes 1180 amino acids. Gene Ontology annotation, molecular function: metal ion binding; pyruvate carboxylase activity; ATP binding. Lineage: Eukaryota; Metazoa; Chordata; Actinopteri; Cyprinodontiformes; Goodeidae. The record is from RefSeq and is a predicted model, not a curated record. Gene Ontology annotation, cellular component: cytoplasm. Gene Ontology annotation, biological process: gluconeogenesis; pyruvate metabolic process. The transcript is spliced from 27 exons.
AAUAGGAGGCUAGCGCAGCAGCACAGUGCUAUAUCCUCCAGACGGAGAGGGACGGUACCAGCUGCUAGCUACGUUAGCCGCAGUAGGCAGUUAGCACCUAGCUCCAACAGCACUAGCUCCUUUACUGACCCAUGAGGGAGUAAGCACGGAGGGUCAGAGUGACAGUGUGAGAGUCGUAGCUCUGAGUGUCCGCUCGGCUGUCCCGAACUGUCACCCUGUGCUUGCGUGAAGCUGCGUGAGCCUCAGAGAUAAAGAGAGAGUUUGUGCACAUACAAGCCCGCAUAUCUCCCUCUUCCUGCUUAGCAACGUGUCCGUAAAGGUGUGUGAGAGAGACCGCAUUAGCGAGAGAGGACGAAUAAACCCUGCCUGACUGUUUACACUCGGUGUCCGGUUACUUGGCAGCAGAUCCACGUCGCUUACUGAGCAGCACCAGCAUGAUGUUGAGGUUUGCCGUAGUCCGCGGUGGCCUCGGCCUGCUUUCCAUCAGGAGGGCGUGUCUUCUCUCCCGGUCCGCCCACUCCGCCCCGCAGAGCGAGUACCGACCCAUCAAGAAAGUCAUGGUGGCCAACAGAGGUGAAAUUGCUAUCAGAGUGUUCAGAGCCUGCACUGAACUGGGGAUUCGCACCGUGGCUGUUUACUCUGAACAAGACACUGGACAGAUGCACAGGCAGAAGGCAGACGAGGCUUACCUGAUUGGAAAAGGCCUGCUGCCAGUUGCAGCGUACCUGCAUAUUCCAGACAUCAUCAAAGUUGCCAAGGACAACGGCGUGGAUGCCAUCCAUCCUGGCUACGGCUUCCUCUCCGAGAGAGCAGACUUUGCUCAGGCCUGCUCAGAUGCAGGAGUCAGGUUUGUUGGGCCGAGCCCAGAAACGGUCCGCAAGAUGGGGGACAAAGUAGAGGCUCGCUCGCUGGCAAUCGGCGCAGGUGUUCCUGUGGUCCCAGGAACAAAUUCCCCCAUCUCCUGUCUGCAGGAGGCGCAGGCGUUUGCCCAGACGUACGGCUUCCCCAUCAUCUUCAAAGCCGCCUAUGGAGGAGGAGGUCGAGGCAUGAGGGUGGUCAGGGAGUAUGAGGAACUGGAGGAGAACUACCAGCGGGCCUACUCUGAGGCCCUGACGGCGUUUGGGAAUGGAGCGCUGUUUGUUGAGAAGUUUAUUGAAAAGCCGAGACACAUCGAGGUCCAGAUCCUCGGUGAUAAAUAUGGUAAUGUCAUCCAUCUGUACGAGAGAGACUGCUCCAUUCAGAGGAGACACCAAAAGGUUGUGGAGAUCGCACCUGCCUUCCAGCUGGACCCUCACCUGAGAGACAGGCUUCAUGCUGAUGCUGUCAACCUGGCCAAACAGGUUGGAUAUGAGAAUGCAGGAACCGUGGAGUUCCUGGUAGACAAACAUGGAAAACACUACUUCAUCGAGGUCAACUCCCGACUCCAGGUUGAACACACGGUCACCGAGGAAAUCACGGAUGUGGACCUGGUGCAUGCCCAGCUGCAUGUGUGUGAGGGCCGCAGCCUGCCAGAACUCGGCCUCAAACAAGACAAGAUCAGGGUGAACGGCUGCGCGAUCCAGUGCAGAGUGACCACCGAAGACCCUGCCAGGGGCUUCCAGCCAGACACGGGGAGGAUCGAGGUCUUCAGGAGUGGCGAAGGCAUGGGUAUCCGCCUGGACAGCGCUUCAGCCUUUCAGGGGGCCAUCAUCUCGCCUCACUAUGACUCGCUGCUUGUGAAAGUGAUCGCCAGUGGAAAGGACCUGAACACAGCCGCCUCCAAGAUGAGCCGAGCCCUGGCCGAGUUCAGAGUGCGAGGGGUCAAGACCAACAUGCCAUUCCUCCAGAAUGUCUUGUCCAACAACCAGUUCCUGCACUCAACUGUGGACACCCAGUUCAUUGACGAGAAUCCAGAACUCUUCAACCUCAAACCCACUCAGAACCGAGCACAGAAACUGCUGCACUACCUCGGACACGUGAUGGUUAAUGGACCAACCACACCUAUUCCAGUCAAGGCAAAGCCGUCCUCCACAGACCCAGUUGUCCCAGCUGUUACCAUGGGCGACCCACCUGUGGGUUUUCGUGAUGUCCUGCUGCGCGACGGCCCCGAGGGGUUCGCCAAGGCUGUCCGAGCCCACCAGGGUCUGCUACUAAUGGACACAACAUUCAGGGACGCCCACCAGUCGCUUCUGGCGACAAGGGUCCGGACUCACGACCUGAAGAAGAUCUCGCCGUUCGUCAGCCACAACUUCAGCAGCCUUUUUAGCCUGGAGAACUGGGGAGGUGCUACCUUUGACGUGGCCAUGCGAUUCUUGUCCGAAUGUCCGUGGAAGAGACUCCAGGAGCUGAGAGCUUUGAUCCCAAAUGUCCCGUUCCAGAUGCUGCUGAGAGGUGCCAACGCUGUGGGCUACACAAACUACCCUGACAACGCCGUCUUUAAGUUCUGCGAGGUGGCCAAAGAAAACGGCAUGGAUAUCUUCCGUGUGUUUGACUCCCUCAACUACCUGCCCAAUAUGCUGCUGGGUAUGGAAGCUGCUGGAGCAGCAGGUGGCGUGGUCGAGGCCGCCAUCUCCUACACAGGCGACGUCUCCGACCCAAUGAGGCAGAAAUAUUCCCUGGACUACUAUAUGAACUUGGCUGAUGAGCUCGUCAAAGCUGGGACUCACAUCCUCUCUAUCAAGGAUAUGGCUGGACUGCUGAAGCCGGAGGGCAGCAAGCUUCUGGUCGGCACAUUGAGGGAUCGCUUCCCAGAUGUGCCCAUCCACGUGCACACACACGACACAGCUGGAGCCGGUGUAGCAGCCAUGCUGGCUUGUGCUGAAGCGGGAGCUGAUGUAGUCGACGUGGCUGUUGACUCUAUGGCUGGGAUGACGUCUCAGCCGAGCAUGGGGGCCAUCGUUGCCUGCACCAAAGGGACCAAAUACGACACUGGCAUUGCUCUGGAGAAGGUGUUCGACUACAGUGAGUACUGGGAGGUCACCAGAGGCCUGUAUGCUCCGUUUGACUGCACUGCCACCAUGAAGUCGGGCAACGCUGACGUCUAUGAGAACGAGAUACCUGGAGGACAGUACACCAACCUGCACUUCCAGGCUCACAGUAUGGGACUGGGAAAUAAGUUCAAGGAGGUGAAGAAGGCUUACGCUGAAGCAAACAAACUACUAGGAGACCUCAUUAAGGUGACUCCAUCUUCAAAGAUCGUGGGUGAUCUCGCUCAGUUCAUGGUGCAGAACAACCUGACCAGGGCAGAGAUGGAAGAAAGGGCAGAUGAGCUGUCCUUCCCCCAGUCCGUGGUGGAGUUCCUGCAGGGAUACAUCGGGAUACCACACGGUGGCUUCCCUGAGCCCUUCAGGUCCAAGGUGCUGAAGUCUCUUCCACGUAUUGAAGGUCGUCCUGGUGCCUCUCUACCACCGAUGGACUUCAAGAACCUGGAGGAUGGACUCCGAGCCGCACAUGGGGACGAUAUCACCCCUGAGGACGUAAUGUCCGCAUCCAUGUACCCCAAGGUGUUCCAGGAGUUCAAGGAAUUUACUGCCAACUUUGGUCCAGUGGACUGUCUCAGCACCAGGCUGUUCCUGGAUGGACCCAAGAUUGCAGAGGAGUUUGAGGUGGAGCUGGAGAGAGGAAAGACCCUCCACAUCAAGGCCCUGGCGCUGGGUGACCUGAACAAGGCCGGGCAGAGAGAAGUGUUCUUUGAGCUGAACGGGCAGCUGAGAUCGGUGCUGGUUAAAGACACGGUGGCCAUGAAGGAAAUGAAGUUCCAUCCCAAGGCUCAGAAGUCCAUCAAGGGUCAGGUGGGAGCGCCAAUGCCUGGAAAAGUCUUGGAGGUUAAAGUUAAAGUCGGAUCCAAGGUGGAGAAGGGUCAGCCGCUUUGUGUCCUGUCAGCCAUGAAGAUGGAGACAGUGGUCAACUCCCCCAUGAGCGGGACCAUUAAGGCCGUCCAUGUGGAGCCAGACACCUCCCUGGAGGGAGAUGACCUGAUACUGGAAAUCGAGGAGUAGAGUGAGGAAGGGGGUCGAGGUGGGGGUGGCAGCAGGUGGAGGUAGACCAGUCCCUCGGUUUGUACAUAUUAGGUUUAGCAUUAACACAGACAAGUAAUGACGCUCUAUGCAUAUCAGGAUACUAGAUGGAUGUAGAGACUACAGGAGGUGAGACGGCCAUGAAAGUUAACAGCUCAAUGGCAUCUUCACUAGUUUUCUGUCACAUUGUGGAAAUUAACCUUACUGUGUAUUGUAGGAGUGUGUUUUAUAUCUAAACCAUGAUACAUUCCACUGCAUAGUCUUAAAUGUGAUGAACUACAAUGAGCCAACCAUGUGGAACACCAACAGGGCUGUAAAACACCUACUUGAAAUUAAUUGCCACAUUUUCCAGGUCAGUGGUUUUCAUCUGAUUCUGAAUUCAUAGGGAGUGAGUAGAUCCAGAACACUACUACAGUGUAAUUAACAGGCUUCUCUGAGAAGGUAUUACCAAACAUUGUGAAAUCAAAAUGCAAUCUUUUAUAUUCACCUUUAGAAAAAAAUGAAUCCUUGACCUCAGUCCCGCUGCAUUCUGGGAAUGUGUAAUUACUACAAGCGUGUAACUCUCACUUUAUUUUUCACAGAUAAUGAGAUUUAAAGUGAAGAACUGCACAGGAUGUUUACAAAGCACACUAAGGACAGUUAUUUUGGUGUUUUCUUUGAUUUAUGUCCCAGAUAAAAUCAAUAUUAUUAAUUUAAAAUUCCCAAACGGGCUAUUUCAGAACCAGUAGAAUCACCUAGGCACCAUUUGAGGUCUCUAGUUGUAAAAAAACUAGUUUUUCUCUUCACAGACAAAGUGAUGAGCAGUUUUUACGGGGAUCUUUAAUGCUUGGUUAAAAUAGGAUUACAGCAUGUCACUUUAAUGGGGUCACAUGUUUGUUUUUUUUUCCCCCCUUCCCUUAUGAAUAAAUUGUCAGUCAAAUGAUGUGAAAUCAAUCGGGCUAAUAGGAGACUCCUGGUGGCAGCAGCGCUUGUCUUUAUAUUUCCGACGCGUGUGUGCUUGCAUAAACAAGUCAAAUAUAAGGACGAACUCCACGAGUCCUCUGCAGCACACCCCCUGAGAUAAAAACCCAUUCAAAUAGAGAUGAAAUAUUCAUGCUCACACAUGCUCCUGUUCAAAAAUAUUCCUGCUGGCCCCUGUGUGCAGCAAAGAAAAACAAAGGCGGACUCUAUGCAAGGAGGGUGAGGCUGUGUCUCCGUGACAAUACCGUCCAAAACAUUUACCACGGCCACAAGACAGAGAUGAGCUGCAACUUAAAUCACAUGAGUCUUAGUUAUUCAGUGUUAAUGCAGGUCCUGAUUGAAUGACUAAACGCCCUUAAAGCACAUUUUGAAAAUGGAGGUUACAUAUUUUUCUACUGUUUACAGUGAAGCAGGAGGAGGUUUAAGACAAAAUAUGUUUUUUCUUCCAAAAUAUCUUCUCCUUAUAGCACAAACAUAAACAUCCUGAAAAUAAUGCGUUGGUUGUCUUCAAGGAACAGCCCUUUUGUUGUUGGAUGGGAUGAAUGACUGUUUUUGAUAAAGAUGUUGUACAAUACAGUAGUUUCCUCCUCCUUCCUCCCCCAUCAGUCACCCUCCUCUCCCUCCCAUUUGCUAACGAUGUAUUUGCACAUGAGAUAAUGUCAUCGAUUAAUGCAAUAAACUGUACCGUAACUCUGUGUCUAAGCCAGCAUUGGCUCCUGUACAGCCUUGCUCUGAUGAUGUACCCAUGUCUGUGGAAAUAAACUGGAUAAUCACUUCGA